Messenger RNA from Caenorhabditis sp. 36 PRJEB53466, 13386 nucleotides. NCBI's taxonomy places the organism in Eukaryota, Metazoa, Nematoda, Chromadorea, Rhabditida, Rhabditidae. The record is from the annotation of a GenBank genome assembly.
AUGAAGAUCGAGGAAUCAGAACCGAUUCCAUCGUCGUCCAGCUCUGGCAACGACAUGCCGCCCGCCUCUGCGGCGCUCCUCAGAAGCAUUUGCGACACAGAUUCCGACGAGGAGUUUAUUGCGGCUAUCAAUAAGGGCAGAGAGGUGCACGCGGUGAUGGGAAAGACGGAACUGUACAAAUGGAUCGAGGUCCUCAACAAGGCCGACGCCAUUCUCGAAGAGGCCGUCACAAAGGUAAGACAUUUGAGCUCAAAAUCAUGAUAUUUUCGCUAUUUUCAGAACGAAAACGGAGACAUGAGAUGCGAUUACGAUGCGGACAUGAAAAGCAAGACGAUCUCGAUCAUCCGCUUCACAGUGCUAAUCUUCGAGUGCACCUCGUCGAGACGCAUCUACAAGAGCACCGACAGAAUCACGGCGCUUCUGGAGAGCACGGACAUGGACGUGCUCGCCGAGGUGCUGCGUCUGAUGCAGGUGAUGGGCAAACGAUCCAAGUUCUUGAGUACACGAAUACCAGCCAAGGAUCAGACGGUGCUCGCGCAACGGCUCACCGCCAUCGCUCAGUGCUGGGGAGGCAAACUGCGCACUGUGAAGAUGGCCGAGUGUCUGAAGAAGGAACCGAAGAUGCCGGCGCUCUUUCCGUUCACCUACACUGACGCCAAGCAGCGGGCGGUCACUUUCGAGAAGCCGAAGGUAGGCGGGACUGCGGGCGAACGGGGCACACAAUCUGUAAAGUUUCAGAACGGAGAGACGGUCGGAGAGCUUAUCAAUCGCGCGAUCGCCCAGUUGAGUCCACCGGCCAGCUCGGACACCGCGAGCCCACCACAAGCAUUCUCGAAAGACGAUCAUUACGCCCUUUUGUCGAGACUCCGAAUGCUCGUCGUCUUUGGCGAUUGGCACCACCGCUUUAAGUGUCUGCUCGUCCGUCUGCUCUCCGUCUCCACGCUCGUCUACUGCCGCCUCACCGGCACCGACGAGAACACGGUCAGCUCGCUGCUCUACAGUGGAUUCGUUGAGGAGAUUGUGGAUUUGCUGAAAGUGGAGAAGGAAGGCGAUUCGUCGAAGGACAACAAGCUGCACGACGCGAUUCAAACAGAGGCUCUCUCCACACUUUGCUCUAUUGUCACGUAUGAUAAGGAGCCGAAAAUCGGACAGAUACUGGAGGCACUCUCGGCCGGAAGCUACCACGGAUUCUUGUCGGUGAUGACGCGGCAAAUUGUGGACGAGCUCAAGAACAACAACCUUGGCAAGCCGGGAAAACCGUCAGUGAGCCUGGCCACCGCGCUCUUCUCGUUCAUCUACCAUCUGGCGAGCAUCGAGCCCGGCGGCGACACUCUCGUUGGUUCGGGACUCACGCAGACGCUGCUCAACGUCAUCGGAUUCCACGAUCUGCCGAUCGAGUGCAUAACGUUCGGAACGAGAUGCGCUCGAAUCAUCGAUCUCUUCACCACCAUCGACGUGACGGCGUUCAAGGCGAACAACGGAAUGGACGUGUGUGUGAACCGUGUUGUGGUGAGUUGAAAACGUUAUGAAUUUUCUAAAAAUUCGCUCUUUUUAGCAUGAAAUCAACGAGUGCCGCAAAGAACAACCGUUCGUCAUCGAUACCUCCUACGACAUGCCGUUCGUGGACGAGCCGGAACUCGCGGUCGCCGUCUUGAACGAAGGAGAAGCCGAAGAAGUCCACGAAGACGCUGAGACAGCUGCAAUUGAGCACGGACUGGCCCACGAUCAUCAGAAUCUGCACGCAAUUAUGCCAGCCGAGGCUGAGCCAGCGCCAGAACAAGAGCCAAAAGAAGCAGAAGAAGCCCCAGUGGCGAACAACGGAGUGAAAGGUGGACCGUGGGAGCAGGUGCAGCACAACGGAACGAGCUGUCAUCAGCAGAGAAGCGGGCUCAUCAAAGGACUGCUCACGUUCAUCAAGAGAGCAAUCGGAGACGCUCUAUUCCAGGACGUGAUGAAGCACUUGAUGGAGGGAGACCUGCCGGAAGCGCUCAUGCACAUUCUCUCGAACGCCGAGUACUAUUCGCCGUCGUUGUUCCAUCAGUCGGCGCAUCUCAUCACUAACUUUGUCUAUCAGUUCCCGGAGGAGCUGUCCUCGAUUCAGAGACGCCACGUGCCGUACGUCAUAUUCCAGAGUCUUCUGCGAAAAGAGGUAAGACCAACAAAUUAUGCUUGAAACUUUGAAAAAAUCUGUAUUUUUCAGCUGCCAAACAGCAAAGAUGUUAUUACGACGCUCGGCAAUGUGUUCACCGCUAUGUGUCUCAACGAGCGCGGUCUGAAACAGUUCAAGAGCUACGAUCCGUUUGAUCAGAUCUUCCGAAUCGUGCUCAGCGUCAAGUUCCUCGUCACUCUGCGCAAAAAGCGGACCGUGGAUGCAUUCGAAUCGGCGCACGCCAUAGGCGGAGCCCUCGACGAUCUGAUGAGACACUAUCCGGAUCUGAAGCACGACAUGCUCAAGUCGAUCAUCAUCAUUCUCGAUAUGUUAGACGACAUCGGCCGCAAUCCACCACCGGACGUCGAGUUGGUGCCGACUCUCACAAAGAACAUGGCUCGGAGCGUCGUGUGCUCUCCGAACAGCUCACUUCUGCCGCGAGAAGCCAUCGAGGCGAGACAGGAAGCACCGAGAGCCGCUCCAGUUAUGCCGGAACAGGCUGAUGAACGAGUCGGCGGAAACGCCGGAGACGAAGAGGAAGAGCCGAUGGACGUGGAAGUGGAGGAGGAUUCGGAUGUGGACGAGGAGGACAACGAGAUGUCGAUGGAUGAGAUGUCAGGAGAGGCGCCAAUUGCGGUCAACCAAGCACCGAUUCCACCAUCACCGAAACCUACGGACUUUUCGACGAAGCCGUGGGAGUUUGGCGCCGGAAUGAUGUGCGAGGACGUCACCGGAAAGAAGAUUUUGCCGAUCGGAGACUACAUGCUGCUCAUCGCGCGUGUCGUCGAAACCAUGAUGACGCAGAGUCCGACUCAACGCAUCACCGACGAGUUUUUGGACGGAAAGGUCAUGGAGAAGAUAAUGAAGUUGUGCCACAUUCCGUGCAUCACCUCAGAAGCCACGCACACCGCCUACAUUGCUUCCAUUGCGACUAUCAUCAAGCACAUUGUGGUGAGUAGGGUUUUCUUUGUUUUAAAUCGCUUCUCGAUUGAUUUUGAUUGUUCAGAAGGCUGGUUUCCAGACAAAUCAACGAAAUUCGCCGGAAUCCGGACCCAAGCUCAUGUCAGCCAUCGUCAACGAGUUCCAAAAGACCAUGGAGCCAUUGUUCACCAACAACGACUUUGCUACGAUGAAGGAGACCGGAAAGGCGACGAUUUUGAUGCACACCGACGAGAAGCAGGUGGAGAAGACGCUUGUCGAGCUGAACAGUCUCAUUCCGAUCCUGCUCAACCUGAACAAAACGCCGCUCAGUUCGUCCAGCUACAAUCCGCAAGACUCCCGUUCUCGAAUCUUCGAGACUUGGAAGCUUCCGGAGGGAAUGAAAUUGUACGGAGCGCUUCGCAAGAUCUCGCGAAUGUUGUGCUGGGAGCACGAUCUCGUGCAAACUCUGAAGCCGACCAUCCGAACGGCUGCGACGCAAACCGAAGGAGAGAUGCUGAACGAUCAGCCGACGGACACCCAUCUCGACGUGGAAGUGCUGCCGCCGUGGGAAGACGAUGAAGAUGAAAAAAAGAAGCGGUUGGAGGGUGCGUUGACCAAGGAACCGAGAUGGAAAAUUGCCGGAGUGUCGGAGGAGGAGCAGGACUUCUGGUUGAAAAACAAACCGCUUCAGGACAUUGUCACCAAGUCGCAUCAUCUGGUCAAGGAACUGCUCAAUUCGAUGGGCAAGCAGAUGAACAUGGUGCAGCCGAGACGUCCGAGAGCCCGCGAAACACCGCCUCUUCCGAUCGCCACCACGCAGUGUAUCUCGCUGAUUUUCACGUCGAUCUACAAAGAUCUCAAGUGGGAUGCUCCUGGAGGCGCUCUCAACUCUCCGAUGGCUUAUGGACGGUACAUUGAGCUGCUCUCACAGCUCAAUCAGACGCUCUUCGAGAAUUCUGGACGGUGCGGAAAUCCGCAAUUGGCGCAAAACUUCUACACUUCUGGAUGCCACAAGGCGUUUUUCGAGCUCUUCUCCGAGAAAAUCAUCCCGUUCCUGGGACACAGUAUGCCAGAGGGAGUGGAGCAGACGAUGGAAGAGUGGUGCCGUUUGGCCGCCAAACUCACCGACCGUCAAGCGAUCGCCACCGGAGAGCACCUCAUCACGCGAAGGGACAGAACUCAGGAUUUCGACCCGAACAAGUACCUGAAGUUGGUAUGCCGAGACAUGUUCGCCGUCUUCAAGCAGUUCUUCGAAAAGAUGCAACAACUGCCGGACUGGGAGCUGAAAUCGUUGAAGAAAGUGUGUGAGAACGCGUUCUCCGUCUUCAAGGAGGUCGCCAAGAAUCUUGUGGACGAGGCCGAAACAGCCGCGAGGCCCCAUUCUCCGAACAGGAUUGCUUCUCCUGUAGCCGCUGCCGCCGCCGCCGUCGCUGCCGCUUCUGCCGCUGCAGCUUUCUAUCAAGCCGCCGGAGUCGAGCCUGCUGCAGAAGCAGCUAGACCAGCGGCUCCGCCAGCCGAAGAAGCUCCAGCCGCUCCGGCAGUGCCAGCUCAACCAGAUCUGCAAGAGCAGGAGAUUGCGACGCUGAUGGAUCUCGGAUUCCCGCGAGAGAUGGUGCUCCACGCAUUAGAUCACACGAGAAAUGUGGACGAGGCUGCCAACUAUCUUUUGGCUCAACAUCAUGUGAGUCGGGAAAAUCGGUUUUAGACUAACUCCAGUUAAUAUAUUUUCAGAUGCGUGGACGUCACGACGUCAUGGCAAUGCUUCAUAAUCCGGAGUUGCAACUCCUUCACGGACCCGGAAUGGCCGCCCCGAACGCCGACGACAUCGAAAUGAUGCUGAACGCGGAAAUUGCCGGCGCCGUUGGAUAUGACGUGGUACGUGUCGCGCAGCGAGUGCUCCAAGAAAGCGGACUCGAACAUGUCGGUGCUCAGAUCGCCGAGUUGUUCCCCGACGAAGGAGCCGACGUCGAGCCGGCGAAUGUGAUCAACGAGUCGAUGGAUCGGGUGAGAAACCCGCGCGCCGGGUACGAGGAGAACAUUGCGACGCCGCUGAUUCCGCCGUUGAGCCAGCUGAAGAUCGAGCAGGACGUGUCGCUGAACAGCGCGUGCGAGCAGCUCUUCCCGCUCGUCGAACGUCUUCUGAUCGUCGCCAGCGACACGAUCCACCCGUGUGCCGAACUGCUCACCUCGAUCUUCCCUGCAAUGUCGGACGAUUGGAAGAGAGAGCAUCUGAUCGGCGUGAUCCUCGGAAAGAAUCUGAUGGACAUGGCGAAGCAGCUCGUCGCCCAACCACUCGACGAGAACGGACGUCCGCUGAAGCACGAGGUCGCCAGAACUCUGGCCAAUCGAUUGCACUUCGCCGUGCUGCUCUUCGACAAAGUAUCGGCGGACUACGUGGCUUGGAUUGUUACGUACGGAAUUCUGGAAGUUAUGCAGGCGGCGUUGGACUACCUGGUAAAGCACUUUGACGAGUGCGACUACUAUCAAUCGCUCAUUACUCGCAUUAUCUGUUGGUAUGACUUCUACGCAAAGAACGAGCGUCUGCGCGUGAGAAAGAGGUAUUUGCUGAAGCUGUCGCAGGGCGGCUCACUGGAGUGGUCGUAUCAGCCGCACGACGAGGAGGCGCUCAGAAGACGAACAACCGAAUACAAUUCAGUCGAUCGGAAAUGGAUUGCGUACGAGAAGCCGACUCAGGAGCUCAUCAACAAGGCAUUCUUCAGCGGAGAACGCGGGUACAAGUGCUCGAUCAAGAGAGUUGCAGCGUGAGUUGUCGUUUCUCUCUGUUUUUUUUUCAUAAAUUUGGUGAUUUCAGACGGCCAGCCAAGAAAGUGGACAUCGACUUCCACGUAAUGAAGCAGGUGGGAGAGCAGGGAUUGCGCGAGAACGUCAGAGCCGAUCUUCCUUCCGGAGUCGAGCUCUCACUGUCGGAUUUGAUGGCAUCGGAAGCCGAAUUACCGUGGACGGAGAAGCAAAACGCCGCACUCAUGGACGUCGUCACCACGAUCGUCACGAAAGGAUCCCUGGAUCCAAAGUGCUCGCAUUCGAUGCUCAGUUUCUUGGCUCGCGUGACCAAAUACCAGCAGAACGCCGUCAAAUUCUUGGAGAAGGACGGAGUGAAGGCCAUUCUGAAUCUGCGUGCUCGUUGCGCUCCGACCUAUCCGUUCCUCGUGUCGAUGAUCAUCCGCAAUUGCAUCGAAGACGACGCAAUGCUGGCGGUUGUCUUUGAGAAGACCAUCCGAGGAUACAUUGCCGUUUCACAGACGGGCGCUUCGGAAUACCGGGCGAGCAACAAAGCCAAGGACUUUGCCGAUACUCUUCACGUGCUCGCGCCACUAUCCACCAGAAACCCUGAGGUGUUCGUCGAAUCCUUCAACAAGUUGGCGAGAUUACAUGGAUCCGACAUUAUUCCAAUGAGCCGCGAUCGCGAAAAGAAGCCCACUUCUGCUGCUUCUGGAGCUCAAUCCGGGUCUUCUGGCCCUGCCGGAGCCUCCACGUCAUCUGCUCCACCACCGUCUGCGAGCUCUUCCAGCACCAACACGGGCAUCGAAAACAAUACCCGCGCCGAAGCGGUCGUAAGGCUGAUGCUCGGUGAGGUUCUCUACGGAGCGUUCCCGACAAACGGCCAGGUUCGAAUGUUGUCGCAGGAGAAAAUUCUCAACAUUCUCGCUGAGAUCGUCAAGUCGUACCCUUCGCUGGCCUCAUCGAUAUGUUCGAUGGAGCAUUCGGAGGAGAAGACGAGCGUGUUGCACUCGCUGAUCAGCUCCUACAUAAACGCGGCGCCGGAGAAAACGGAGACCGCGAACGCCCUCAAAACGCUGAUCGCCGUGAUCGCCGCCGCGCAGAACGUCUCGAAAUCGCAAGAAUUGCUUGUUCUGGACAUUAAGAGUGUGUUGUCGACGCUUUCGGAGAAGGCUUUGGCGCUGAGAAACGAGGCAGCAGUUCUGCAUCAACAAACGGACAAGGAGAGCGAGGAGCGAGAGGAGGCGACGAACGAGCUGAAGAAGGAGGAGAACGCGUUGCUCCAGAAGAUCUCGGAGCUUUGCGGCAUUAUAGUGACGAUGUGCCAGAGCUGUCCGACUCACCAUCACCAUCAUCAUCACUCCUCGGAGCGCGCUCGAGAGCGAUCGGCUCAGCAGAAUUCCAUUAUGAAGUUGUUCCACAAGAAAAGAAUGUGCGCCGAUAUUAUCAAAACUAUCCAUUGUCUGCAGCUGACCACCAAGGAAUCGGUGGACACUGUCAAUCAAAUCCUCAAAACUCUGGACACUCUGCUCGAGGGAACCACCUCUGUCGCCUCAUCCACUUCAUCCGGACCUCGUUCGUUCAUGGAGAUUGUGGCCGGAAGAUCUGCUCGCGAGAGAAGAGACGCCGAAAGAGAACUGGAUCACGUGCUUUUCGGAGAAGCCAUCCCCGCCUCGGCCGCUUUCGACGGAGACAUGCGAUCUCUGCUCAGACGACUCAAUCAAGAUACUGUUCGUGGACGUCGUGCAGUUCAGGCAGCCGAUGAAGAGGACGGAUCGGAGACGUCAGAGCGGGAGCGAUCGGACAGCCCAUCGGAAGCUUCGGAGCCGGCCGCCGAGCCGCAAGAAGUGCGCGACGACUCUGUGGAAGCAGGAGAUGGAGACGUGACGAUGCAGGAAGCUCCAGGAGCGGCUCCGAUAGCAGUCGCUGAAGCCAACGAGGAAAGAAACGCUGAAAUGGCGAAUGCUCGACAAGAAGAGGAAGAUGGAGAGGAUGAGCAGGAUGACGAUGAAGACGACGAAGAAAUUGAAGUCGUCGAGGGAGAUGAUACCAUGAGAGCUGAGGAGGACGGAGAAGACGCAGAGGAUGAAGAGGACGACGAUGACGACGAUGACGAUGACGACGAUGACGACGACGAUCAGGAGGAUGACACCCUCCGAGCGGUCGAUCCGAAUCCAGAGCCGCCAGUCGUCAGAAGACUUCUGGACGACGAGGACGACGAUGAGGACGAAGACGAGGACGGAGAUGACGACGGAGACAGCAUGGAAGACGAUGUGGCCAGAAUGAACAUGGAGGACGACUACUUCGACCUCGGAGGACCGUUCGCCGCCGAAAUGCGUCACAUGGACGAAAUGAUCUUCCCGCCGUCGUUCGCGCGUCCGUCCGUCACCGCGUUCGCUGACAUUUUCAGAGACGAUUUGGAUUUCUUGUAAGUUUCGAUACAUGAAGGACACUUACUAAAGCAUUGACAGUUUCAGACCAUCGUACCGCACCGAAAGACGCGCUCUAACUCGCGGUGCUCAGUUUGGAGGAGUUGUGGCCGAGCAUCCGCUCAUGGUCCGUCCGCCGGCCGACAGCGACUUCUCCUCACGCCGCCCGUCUCCGCCGUUCCACCGUGAACUGUACAUGUCCGUCGGAGGACGCACCAGCCUUCAACGCCAAAAUGCGAUCCGUCGCACGACGACUGAAGCCCGGGAGAUCGAGGCGAUCUCGAGAAACCUUCGAAUGGGCGAGAUUCCAUCGGCCAGAAUGGUUCUGAGAGCCGGAGAUACUCUGCCGUCCUCGUUCUUCGACCACAUCUUCGACAUCCGACCAAGUGUCGCGUUCUCGCGUUUGACAGGAUAUCGGUCUUACAAUUCUGGGGUUAGUUUCUCGCUUCUCGUAUAUUCUGAGUAAUAUAUUCAUUUGAUCGUCAUUCAGGAACGUGAAGAGCGCCGUGACACGCGAGCUAGCCAAGUGCCGACGUGCCUGGAGCGACUGGAUUCGUAUACUCAAUCGAUGGAUCCGAACUCCUACCGAUUCGUUUCGAUCGCCAUUAACUCGUAUCUGACGACAUUCCACAAAAUUCGCGAGGCUAACAUCAAGAAGGAGAUGGAUGCGAAGGCCAAGGCCAAAAAGGAAGCCGAGGCUGCGAAGAAGGCCGCCGAGGAAAAGAAGAAAGCCGCUGCAGCUCCACCGCCAGCUGCUGCCGCGCCUGCCUCGACUCCGGUCGAUGGAUUGGCCACUCCGGCCGCGACGAACACCACGAUAACCGUCUCGGAGACUCUCGCACCGAAUGCUUCGGCUGCCAGAGGAGAGGAGACUUCGACGACUCCCGCCGCAGUAUCGGCCCCGCAAGUGCCACCUCAGGAAGAGCCGAUGGAGACGGGAGAAGACGAAGGAUCCGCCGGAGAUGCUUUGCCACAAUCGUCCGCCGCCACGGCCGCUUCAUCAGUCGCUGGACCCGAAGAACUCGAGGAGGUCGAACGGCAAGUGGCCGAAGAAGCGAUCGAGAGACAACUGAGAAGAGAGGCGAACGCUGCGUUGCGGAAUGAGCCUGCUCCUGCUCCGGGACCACUUCACGCUGCCGAUACGACUCGUGUCAAUCCACCGCCGUCGUCCGAUCCACCUCCGCCAGUUCCACCACAAGAAGAGGCUCCAGCUGCUCCAGCUGCUGUACCGGAACGCGAAACAAUGGCCGCUGAGUUCAGAGCCAUUCUGGGAGACAUUGACAUUCCGGAAGGCGUCGAUCCGGCGUUCCUUGCCGCUUUGCCAGAGGAUAUGCGUGCCGAAGUGAUCCGCGACUAUCAGAGACAACAGAGAGCCGAGAGAGCGUCUCGUCCGGUUGCCGCUCAGCCAGCUCCAGCCGCCGUCGAAGCUCAAGGAGACGGCCCAGCGCCAGAAGCCGAGGCUCCGGUCGUGCCACUCGUCGAGCCGAUCGAUCCAGUCUUCCUGAAUGCGCUCCCGCCAGAGUUGCAAGAGGAAGUGCUCGCCGAGCACGAAAGACGCGUGCGUGAAGCCGAGGCCGAGUUGAGAAGAGCCAAUGCGCCGCCAGCGCCAGUCGUCGAGAUGGACGCGGCCGCCGUCAUCGCUUCGUUGCCGCUCAACGAACGUUCGCAAGUUCUUGCAGAAAUGGACGAGUCGGAGCUCUCCCAACUGCCGAUCGAUAUGCAAAACGAGGCGCGCAGAGCCCGUGCCCAGCACGUCGAGCCCAACGUUCUUCGCUAUCAUCGCUUCCUGUUCCGCCCACCGGGAGCAGCCGUCGGAGCCCCGCCAGGCACCAUAUCGAUGGCCGGAAGAGGACGUACAGCAACGAGACCUGGUAGGAAAUAGUGCAAUUUAGAACUAAAAUGCAAUGAAUACCCAGUUUUAGCUGUUCCAUCGGGACCGACAGUCGGACAACAUGCCGGAAACGCAAUUCAAGCGUCCACGGAGCAGCCGCAGUUGUUGGAUCGUGAAUCGAUUCUGACGCUUUGCAUGCUGUAUUUGGUGGACAACAACCGGAUUCCGGCCGCCCGUCUUCAGAAGGUUCUUCGCAGUGCGUGCGUCAAUCAAUCCACGUGCGACUUCCUCAUCUGGUGCCUUCUGGCGCUUCUCGAGAAAGCCAGUGAUUCGAAUUUGGAUGAAGAAGAGGUUUGAACCGUUUUUCGGUAAAUUUUCAGCCUAAUUGUCAUAUUUUCAGAUUCUCUCGCUCGUUCCCGCUUGGCUCGAUUCUAUCUGGGUGACCGGACACAACGAGAAGGCGUUGCGCAUCUCGGAGAACGGUCAGAAAGUGUCCAUCCACUCGUCGCUCGCCAUCCCAAUGUGCAAGAACAUUCUGGACCUCCUGGUCAGCAUCGCCCGUGCCUACCCUGGAAACUUUCUUCCGUCGGUCCUCCGUCACUCCGCCAAGUCCACGGACGUCGCGAAACAGGCGCCAACUUUCCAGCAAUUCUGGUCGAUGGUGCAAAACACUACGAAGGUUCCGAAGAGCAAGGAUUGGACCGCGGCCACCGAGCAGCAACUCGAAGAAUGCCCGCUGGGACAGAUGCUCAACUCGCUGCACAAGCCGAUUCUUGCCAAGUCGGGGCUGAAAGAGAAGGUGCUGAAGGUGGCCAGUCAGAUCAUGGUCACCCUUCCACUCGACACGAUGAAACUGCUCGAGAUCAAGGAGGACGACGAGACGAAGAAGCCGUUAGGCGCCAAAUUGGAGUACGUUAUUCGUGUGAUGACCACCGGAUCGUGCACGGCCGAAGGGCUCGCUGACGGACUCACGAUCCUUUCGGAGGCCAUGCGCACGUUCUCGGAUUCCACUUCUACCGAAAUCUACGAACAUCUCUUCUCGGCCGUCACCAAACUCGGAUCCGAGCUACUGCCACAAAUAGACCACCUGAUUGAGGAGCUCGAUGAGACGCAGAAGUCGACUGACGCUGAGGCAAUUCCAUCCGAUCAGCCGUCGACGUCGAAAGCAGUGGAACUCAGUGUCGAUACGAAUGCCGCGGGAAGAACAGCGACCGGGCGGUUCGACGGAGAACGACUCGUUAUAGACGGAGACCAGAACAUGCGGCUCCAGAUGAGCUCGUGCAAAGAACUUCAACUGCCUGCCGUCACAGUGCUCACCGACAAGGGCGGAGCCCAGUACGCGUUGCUCAGUGCUCUGCAGACGCUCGUCAAGGUUCGCAAUCACAUGAAAUCGAUCAGGAAGGAGAAGGCGAAGCGAGCCAAGGAGGCCGAAGAGAAGGAGAAGAAGAAGGAGCAGGAGAAGGAAGUUCAGUCGAGUUCCACGGCUCCGUCCAACAACGAGGAGCCAGCUCCGGCCGCUGCUGAAACACCGGCUGCUGCUGCUGCUGUUCCACAAGAGGCUCCAGAAGCUGAUCCCGAAUCGCCAUCCGAAGAAGUUGUCGACGAGGAGCCACGUAUCUCGGAGCGACUUCAAUCACUCGAAAACCUCUGGAAUUCGCUGUCUGAAUGUCUGCUGCGACUCGGAAAAGCGUCCGAUCCGCACGCCGUUCUGGCUCUCCAACCCGCCGCCGAAGCGUUCUUCCUCGUCCACGCCUCACAACAACAUCAGAAGAAGAAGGACGCCGAAGCGAAGAGAAAAGAGAGUCAGGCCGCCGGACAGUCGACUUCUGCCACCGCGGCGGUCGCAUCUUCGGUCUCACACGACGGACUCCGCGAGGAACUGGACUCGGACACCUCGAAGCUCAUAGACUUUGCCGAAAAGCACCGUCAAGUGCUGAACCAGGCUCUGCGCCAAAACAACGCGGUGCUCUCCGCCGGAGGACCGUUCGCCAUUCUCACACAGUUCCCGAAACUGCUCGAUUUUGACGUGAAGAGAAAGUACUUCAGAAAAGAGCUCACCAAAUUGGAGCCGUCGUAAGUUUCCAUCAUUUUCUGUCAAUUUCCAACUUUCCUACUUUUAGGGUUCCUCGGUACCGUCGCAACGACGUUUCGGUGCAAGUGUCGCGCAAUCGCAUUUUCUCCGACUCGUUCCGCGAGCUGUUCCGUCUGCGUCCGUCCGAAUGGAAGAACCGCUUCUACAUCAUUUUCCAAGGAGAAGAGGGUCAAGACGCCGGAGGACUGCUCCGCGAGUGGUUCUCUGUGAUAACGCGCGAGAUUUUCAACCCCAACUACGCGCUGUUCAUCACGGCGCCGGGAGACAUGGUGACGUACAUGAUCAACAAAGCCUCCUACAUUAACCCGGAACAUCUCGACUACUUCAAGUUUGUCGGAAGACUCAUCGCCAAGUCGGUGUUCGAGCACAAGUACCUCGAUUGCUACUUCACGCGCGCAUUCUAUAAGCACAUCCUCAAUCUGCCGGUCCGCUAUCAGGAUUUGGAGAGCGAGGAUCCGGCCUACUUCAAAUCGCUCGAAUUCCUGCUGCUCAACCAGAUCGACGAUCUCGGCUUGGAUUUGACGUUCUCGACGGAAGUGGAGGAGUUCGGCGUGCGAUCAGUACGCGAUCUGAUUCCGAACGGCCGCAAGAUCGAGGUGACGGACGCGAACAAGGAAGAAUACGUGAAGCUCGUGUGCCAGAUGAAGAUGACCGGCUCGAUCCGCAAACAACUCGACGCGUUCCUCACCGGCUUCUAUGAGAUCAUCCCGAAGGACCUGAUCUCGAUGUUCAACGAGCAGGAACUGGAGUUGCUCAUCUCGGGACUGCCGACCGUCGACAUUGACGACAUGGCCGCCAACACGGACUACAAGGGAUACCAGAAGACGGCCACGCAGAUCCAGUGGUUCUGGAGAGCGCUGCGAUCGUUCGAAAAAGAGGACAAGGCCAAGUUCCUGCAAUUCGUCACCGGAACAUCCAAGGUAACCGGAUUUCCACCAUAUCUUUUGUGAAAAUUGAUUGUUUGUUUCCAGGUCCCACUGCAAGGAUUCGCGUCGUUGGAGGGCAUGAACGGAGUGCAAAAGUUCAGCAUUCACAUGGACAGUCGAGGAGGAGACAGACUUCCGGCUGCUCACACAUGGUUAGUUUUCGAGACGCGAUUUGCCCCAAAACACGGAUUUUCAGCUUCAACCAACUGGAUCUGCCGGUCUACGACUCGUACGAGAAGCUGCGUAACUCGCUGCUCUUGGCGGUUCGCGAAUGCACCGAAGGAUUCGGAUUCGCCUAA